AUGAGCAGCAAUAGUGACGACCAGCUUUUGCUCGGACUUCCAACGGACAAUCUCGCUGACGCGCCGAACACUGCGGAUUUGCAUGGUGGGGGAGAGAUGGAAGGGGAGGAGGAUGCGUAUCUGGACCUGGGGCCGACCAGCGAAAGGGAGAGCAAUGAUGACGAAGUGGGUGACGGUGGCGAUGAUGAGGGUGCUGAGGGCGAAAACCAGUCGGGUGGAGCAGGAGGUGGGGAGAACGACAGCAGUGUUGCGCAGCUUUCAGACAAGGCGCUGAGGCGUAUUAAAAGCAAGACGGAGGCGAGGGCGCUGGGGCGGGAUUUGUACAAGCGGUGGAAAAAACUAAGAAGGCGGAGCAAUAAGGAGGAAAGACAAAGACAUCGACACCAUAGCAAGACGAAAAGGAAGAGCAGGCGAGAGGAAAAGAAAAGUAAGGAUAAAAAGAGGGAUAGGAAGAGGCGUCGUCGAGUCGAUGAUGAUGAUGAUGAUGAUGAUGAUGAUAGGGACAGCGAACACCAUGGUGGCGAGAGAAAUGACGACUCGACUGAGGACAGGUAUGAUCGUGUUCACAAAAAGGGUAGAAGAGCAGCUGCUACCAAAAAGAAACGGAAACGCUCCCGUGGCGAAAACCCUAUUGCCCUUGGGGACGAGGAUUUGGGUGCGGCACCUUUUGCUGACCUUGAUGAGGUGCUUCAAGUGGAGGAGGCGGCAGCAAAAAAUUCCGGCGGACAAGGGGUCAAGGGCGUCCACACGGAACCGAAGGUGAAGAAGCUCACGGCGGAUGCACAGCGUGAUGUCCUUCGAAAAAUUGCUGCUGGCGUUGUAAAUACCAUGCGUGAGGCACGACUGAAAGAUGAGGUGGAAAUGAAUGAGCGCCGUCCUCCGCUGCAUCGAGUGGCCAUCCGUGAAAGUGUCAUCUCACAGUGCCGUCGCGAGGCGCUGCGCUCGUUUCUCAUUGAGGAAGGCAUCCUGCAGGAGCUCAGUACGUGGCUGUACGACUUCACUCGUAACGAGUUGGCGGCUUUUGAAUUGCGUUCUGACGCACUAGAUAUUCUUUUGAGUUUCCCAAUCGACGGCGAGCUGGAAGUUGGAGUGACACGCAACGGUGAUGAAAUUUUGGACGCCUUCACUGGAAUGACGCGUGAACACCUCAUUCACACGGACCUUGGCAGUGCUGUUAAUGCCCUGCGGCAGUCAAAGCAGGAGGUGCACCAAAACCGUGCCAAGGCCGUACGACUACUCGAAAGGUUAAGCCGAGCGAUGGCAGGUGGUGUCCGAAGUGGACGCCGCGGUGGUUCUGACGGCGUCCGUGGAUCACAAGCCGGAGAAGUUGGCCUCUCCAGUACUGUGACUUGGAAGUGUAAGGAGGACCCGACAGUGGCACCACCUUUCCACACGGUGCAGACGGGAACGGAAGCUUUUCAAAGUGCGCUUGCAAGACCUGACCCGCUUGAUCCCUUCUCGUACUUGCGGCUGCCACCGCGACGGGCACCAAAAGUACAUGUGACCAACUUGGGAGGGAAUGUUGGUGUAGGAGGAUAA
Messenger RNA from Trypanosoma cruzi, 1539 nucleotides. RefSeq lists its product as uncharacterized. Lineage: Eukaryota; Euglenozoa; Kinetoplastea; Trypanosomatida; Trypanosomatidae. The record is from RefSeq and is a predicted model, not a curated record. Gene Ontology annotation, biological process: poly(A)+ mRNA export from nucleus. The transcript has a single exon. Gene Ontology annotation, cellular component: nucleus. Bases 1 to 1539 code for a protein of 512 amino acids.